UGAUUUGGAUAUUCUCUUCUCACAUGGCAUGUAGUUUGGUUUUUACUGAUGCUCUCUGAUAAUUUAACUCGGAGACAUGCAGCUGUCAUAAUAAAGUGAACUUAUUCCCUCACAAUGGAUAUACCAAUGUCUAUUGUCAUUGAAAAGACUCCGUUCGGAUUGGGGUUUACAUUAAAAGACGAAGGUAAACCAUACGAGUCCACUGCUCUAGUGACUAAAGUUGCUCGAGGCAGUUCGGCGGAGGCAUCUGGCUUAAGAAUAGGUGAUCGGAUUGUUGCCAUUAAUCAGAAACCUGUGAAAUCUAUGACAUUCUUAGAAGUUUCCAAUUUCCUCCGAAGUGGCAGCGAUCGAAAUAUUCAACUUACAUUACUACAUAAAUCUCUUGUUCCUAACCAACCAAUUACUGAUACAGUUUGUGAAUUAUCACCGCUUAAAAUAUUGACUUCAUCUAAUAUCGUUAAUGGUAUUCAAAAUAUGUCUUUGAAAGAUUCAAAUUCUGCAUUUUUAUACACUACUAAUGCUAGUAAUACUACUACUAUUACUACUGAUGUUCAUAAAGAUGAAAUGAAGAUUUCACCUGACUGUACUGUAAGUCUUUCAGCCUCUUGAGUGAAUACUUUACAUAAUAAGUCUAAUUAAUCCAUUCAGUAAUGCGUUGUUGUUGAUGAUGAUGUCUCAGUUAUAGUUGUGUGUAAAACGGCAAAGUUAUUGUUGAUCAUAAGUAGUAGAGCGUUGUGGUCUGUUUUUUGGUUUCCCUCAAAUUUUGACAUGCUGAAUUCCUCAACUUCUUGUCUCGUUUUUAUUUCACUAAUUUGUAUCUUUUCCUUGAAUCGUAUCAUUGAUGCCUAAUCUUCCCUAUAACCACUAAUACUCUUACUACCUCUAGCAUUCUGGGAUUUGGUCUUAUAAUUCCAUCUCUCUGUGGAGUGUGGCAACUUGCACCGAUGUACAUACAUACAGGCUCCACGUUGUGACUGACUGACUAUUUGAUUAUAGAAGCCGAUUUUCUACUAUUUUAUUAAAUUAGAACAUAUUCUGUCAUCAUUUUAUUUCUAAUAUCUGAUUGUUAGUAGUAUCGUACGAAUGUUAUCAAUAAUUUACACUGCGUUUUAGAUUGUAGUGGCUUGCCUUCGAGAUAAUCCCUUAGGUUUCGUUUAUCAAUUACCCCGGUAACUGUUAUUAGGUAAAUCCCAACGGUGUAUGAAUUCAGAAGGCGAUACGAAGCGAUGACUACAUUUUAUUAUUGGAUAGCACAGGUAAAGAAGUUCUAAGUGCAUCGAGCGAAUUUGAGCUGAGAAAAUAAUGCACACAAGCAAGCGAAUAUAGAAGCGGGUUCAGAGUCAAAUGGCAUCGAGGCGAAACGAGGCAAGGCAAAAAUUAAUAAGAUUGGAAUAUAUAUAUAGUAAAGAGAAUGAUUUGUCGAGCGAUAUUUAAGUGAUCAACAUUUAAGGUAAAGUGGGGAAUAUGUACGUAAACUCACAUGUGAUCUAAUGUACACGUUUAUACAGACAUGAUAGUGAUCAUAAUAAUACAAAGAGAUAGACAAACUGCUACUGUUCAAAUAACACUGUCGAAUAAAUUAAUUAAAGGGUUUGACAAAAUUAACCGUAAUUAAAAUUGAUUGUAGGAGUGUUGCUAUAAGAUGUUCAUGUUAUAGCGAUUUAUUAUCUUACCGCUCCUCCCCUUCCCCCCGUUUCGCAACUUUACACUAGAUAAAUUUAACAUACCAGCACGUUACAACGGUAUAAAAAUGAAGGAGAGUCUUAAAACAAAAUAGUGGAAAAACAUUAAAAUAAGCAAGAAGAACAUGGAGUGAUUCAUUAAAUGUUUAUUCAAAGUUAACAGAGAAGGUGAAUUCGGCCUACUGUGAUUAGUUGAAGCUUAGCUAUAUUACUAAAGCUUACAAAUCACUUACAUUUGUCUACAUCUCACAGUCAUAUACCAGCAUGCAAUAGAUCCUUGUACAAUAUACGCCUAGUUUCAUUCGUUGUCCAGAGCUCACCCCAAGCAUUUGCACAGUUAUACUACAGGAUCUUCCAUGUUAUCAGCAUCGUGCCUGUUGUAUCAUUCUUUGUCAUUGUUCAAAGUUGGUUCGGUAGUUUUCAUGGUGAAUCCAAAAAUUAAAAGUUGAUAAUUGUCAUCAACGAUGUAUUCGUGAAAUCAUAUAGUUUGAAGUUAUUUUACUGUUUAUUAACCCUACGGUGACUGGAACUGGUUAGUUUAUCUGUAUGAUUAAUAGAUAUUCUCAAUUUGGUCAAAUUGAGACAUUGUACAAUAAAGUGGUAUUAUUAACUUAAAGUUUACUACAGGUUUUCUGCUUAGUUUUCUUUCAAUUAGACAUGCAUCUACAGUUAGAUGGUAUUGAAUGUGUGUGCUUCGGUUUAGGUACCCGGACAGUAUCCCAGCCCUCACACAAAUCGAAUGAUUUAUGUGGUUUAUAUCUGUUUGAUACCUGCUCGUACCAAUGUUUGUGUUUGAAUAAAUAAAAAAAUAAAUCAUGUGCGUGACGUAGUUCGCCAUUGAAUAUGGCAUAUAUUUCGCAUAUCAUUGGAUAUCAAAGAUGUUUCAGAGUAAAUAUGUUUGUUAUACUUAUCUAUCUCAUUUUUACAGAUCUUCAGUACACUUCGAUCAUAAGCUACAUAGUAGCUGACACUUCGUGCAUCGGUCCAAGUUGACACACAACAUCGAACAGAAAUUAUCAGUCCAAAGGCCUGAGUUGCAGGAGAAGUAACAGUACUGGUGGUAGUAGAAAAAAAUAGGCAUAAGUAGUAUGAUUCAAGAAGAAAGAAUAAAAUUUUAAAACAAAAAACUCAAGGUUUAAUAGAAAGUAAGUAGUGAGCCCAUCUCCGCAGCUGUAACCGACUCUAAGCCAUCUAACCCCAACGUCUGUAACUAUAGAUCACAAUAGUUACUCGAACUUCAACUGGGUAAUCUACAACUACCAACAUGGUUCAAUCCAAUUGUUGGUGACUUCAUGGACUGAUCCUAUGUCUUAGACUGUCCUCUAGCAUUCGUUUCACAUAUGAGUAGGUAGUGGUUAGGCAUACAUAACACAUUUCCCAGUCACAUUUGUCUAUAAAGGUCCACGGUUUCAUCAACUGAUCUGCCAUUUGUACGUAGAACUCUGUAUCUGACUUUGACAUUGCUCUCUCUAUGGUUUCAACAUAUAGAAACAUCACUUCGAAAGUAUCUGUACACCAAUGAACUUAUUAAGCUUUAUUUGAAGUUCUUAUCAAUUUAUUUUCUAGCAACAUUUACCGUCAAUUUCAAUCACAAAACAACAUUGAUUCGUUAAUCGGUCAAAAUACUAUACAUUUCUAUCUGAUUUCUAACCACUUUUGUCUGUUUUCUUUCAUCCGUUACAAUUUGUAGUCGUCAGUUGUUUCAAUCUCUCAGUUGAAUAAACCGACACCGAAACCCCGAACUACUAUUAAUACUACUACUAAUACUGCUAACACUGGUAAUAGUAAUAAUUGUGAAAAGCCGUUUAAUAGUCAAGAAAUUAAAAAAUUGGACAAGUUAUCUAACAAUUUAUUACAUCCAGUUUUAUCACAACUUCAAGAAUCCGAAUUUGACAAUUCAUCAACGAGUCAUUUACUCUCAGAUGAAUUCUUAUCAUCCAAUGAAGCUCGUAAAGAAAACUCUUGCCCACCUGAUUCAAUUCAGUUGAUGGAUAAUUCUCCGACAGGAACUGAUAAAACACUGACUAAGAUCAAACCCAUCGAUCAUAAUUUAAACACAUUUGAAUCAUCUAAAAAGUCUGGAUUUGAUUCUGUUCGAAUUAUUCGAAAACAUACAAUAGAUCCGUCAAGUAUUGAAGAUGUAAACACAGAUACACUGCCAGUUCGAUUUAUUCGUAAACGUGCCUAUGCUUCUACUCGUCAUCCUGGUCGAUAUGAUCAAGUGAAAACAUUAAUAUCAAUGAAUAUCACUUCUACUGAUAACACAAUUAUCACAAGUAAUACUACAGAGAGUCAGCCAGUUUCUGUUACAUGUAAAAAUGUCCAUACUUCACCAUGUCAACUUUUACCGGCUGUUAAUGUUUCACAUAAAAAUUCCAUCAAUAAUUACCAACAUAAUACUGAACCUAAAAUAAUUCACCUACCUCGACGUCGGAGCUCUACCAAUAGCGGUAGUGUUGUACAAGGAUUACAUUCAAAACACCAAAUGAAUGUAUCAUGUUUUACUCGUGAUGAUAAUAAUGAUGACGAGCAUGAUUAUUUGCUUGAUAAGCAACCAUUUGAAACUGGUACUCUUAAUAUUGGGCUGUUAGGAAAAGAUGUUUCAAACAUACAUGAAACAAAUAUCUCAUAUUCAUCACCUAAAGAAGAUUCACCUAUACCAUAUCAUGCAACAUAUACCAAUAAGUCAAAUUAUACUUCUGUUGGUGCAUCACAUCGAUCCAGUAAAACAAGUUUAUUAAGUUCACGCUUAUGGGCAUCAUUUGAUCAAGAUCAAAAUGAAUCUGUUUCAGAUUUGUGGACACGUGCCGGUGAAAUGUAUCACAUGCUUGAACAAGAAAGUCAACGUUUAGCCAAUAAGAAAACAAUAACAACAAUUAAUACUACUUCUACGUCUACCACUACUACUAGUAGUAGUAAUAGUAGUAGCCGUAAAAGUAAAACUCAUCGACAUCUUGGCAUAUGGGAUAAUUAUCAACAAAUGAAUUGUUUUCCUGAUGAUAAUGAUAAGAAUACAGUUAAAAAUCUAGAAUUUUCUUCACAACUACCUUACUAUUCUAGUCCUAUACCUAAUUGUCAUAAAGAUAUGUCUACAAAAGCUGCUCAUUACAACUCUCAUUGUUCGGAAUCGAGUCGUGAUCAUACUGCCGUGAACUCGACUAAAAAACGCCUACAGUUUCGUGCUUUAUGCUCAGGUCUACGAUCACAUCGUUCAGAAUCGAAUAUACUAUGUGAUAUGUCUGGAUCAUUUUUGUCACGUCAGUGUUUUUGCAAAAUUCUUGCUAUCGGUGGAUCUGAUAAUAAAUCUUAUUCAUGGAAACCGUAUUACAUGCGCGUAUCUGGUGCUGAAGUGAGAUUUAUCAAAGCAUCUUGGGCAUUUCAUGGAUCUGGACGAACAACCAAAACUUCUAAAAGUAAAAAUGAUAUUAUCUAUCCAAGAAAUAAUAGUUUGGGUAAUCUUCGUGAUAAUUAUUCUUCUCGGGGAACACUGGAUACCUCUAAAUCUCAUGAUGAUUUAAAUGAUGAUUCUAUUACAUAUUAUUAUCCUACAUACAAUACCGAUAUGGAUUGUUCAAACAAUACUAUUAAUGUUAAUAAAUCAUUUAGCUGUAAUGCAUCGUGUUUAAUUCUUCCGAUACCCGGUCUUAUUUGGUGUUCAGAACAAUUGCCUGCCAAUUUCCCUAAUUGGUUACCUCUUGGUUGUAAUUCAAAUCAUAAUAGUAACAGUACUCAAACAUUAACUUCACGAAUAACCAGUGGUAUUAAUAACAAUAAUACUAGUGGAAUAAAUCCUGAUUGGAUGGAUCCUCAUGUUUCUGGUCUAUCUCAACAAAUUUUAUCAGAUCUCAAUGAUUGUUAUAAGUCGAAUACAUUAGAUUUCCAAAGUAAUACUACUACUACUACUACUAAUAAUAAUAAUAAUGUUAAUAUGAAUGAUGAAGUUAGUAGUCGGUCAAAGUUUCGUUGUUUUCGUUUCGCUCAUUUAACAGCUGGUGUCGAAUUAUUAUUUGUAUUUCCAGAUGAGAAUGCAGCAAUGACUUGUUUAAAAAUGUGUCAGCUUUCUGGUGGACGUGACUAUGAUUGUGUUGUUGAACAGUUAGAUCAUCGUAAUGCAUCUACAUUGACAACAUAUCGUAAAAAAUCCUCAUCUAAUCCAUAUGAAUUAUUUCUCCUCAAAUUAUCAUCGUUAUUAUCUGAAAUCCCAACAAAAUUAAAUCAAAGUUUGUCUCAUGAUUUUACAGUAAAAGGUAAUAAAUAUCGUGUACCUCCUCUAGCAAACAACGAUGAUGACGAUAUGGAUAAUGAUUACACCGGUGACAAUAACCCUGACGAUUUUGAUAAUUCAAUGCAUAGAGAUGUUUUUAUUCAACCAGGUAUUACAAAUUUUAUAACUACUUGUAGCCCUUUCAUCACCAAUACCUAUGGACCAUAUUGUUUAAUGAAAGAUAAAAGACGUCUACAUCGCCGUUAUGUUAUUCAUCAGUCAUCGACUGAUUCAGAUUAUUCAAAUGUUAUAGCUGAUGGUGAAGAUGUGAAUUCAAUAAAAUGUAAUAAAUCUGAUGUUGCUAAUAAAUUUCGAACACGAACUCGAGAGAAAAUUGAUUUAGAUGGUAUUCGAUCGGACAACACUGAGACAAUAAUAAACGAUAUCUCCAAUAAUAAUAACAGUAAUAAUCAGACAACGUCUGAUGUAACUCCUAGUAAUAUUAACAACAGCGUUGACGAUAAAUCACAUUCAACUAGUUUAAUUCGUACAAAUAAAAUACUACGCGGAUUCAAACAAUGGCUUCAACGUCCUGUUGGUGUAAAUAAUAAUAAUAUUAAUAGCAAUAAUAAUGCCAGUAGUACCAGUAAUAGUAUUAGUUCUAAUGGUCCCUCAGUUGGUUCAAUUAAUUUCUCAACUGCAAAUAAUCCAACCAAUACAAUGAACAACAUUGUCACCUCUACCACUGGUUAUUUUAGUGGUAGCUGUGGAAGUACCACCACCAGCAGUGUAAAUUAUCAUAAUGUAAACAGUAAUAACAAUUGGGAUAUAUCUUCUACCGUGGAUGUUUCACAUUCGGAAUCUCCAAAUAAUGAACAUAAAUUCAGCUCACUAAUGACAGGUAUGUAUACAUAUGUAUAUAGAUAUACAGUUUGUGUGUGUGUGUACAUAUAUACCCGUUUUUAUGUACACAUAUAUAAGAACGGUGACUUUAUUUACAAUAAUUUUACUAAACUUGCCAUCUUGCUUUUCUUCCCAGUUUGUAUGACGUACUGACUGUAGUUAGAUCACUACUGAAAACCAGGAAACACUGCAUAGCUGUUUCAUUCUAGUAUUGAAUUUUUCAUCAGUGCACAUGUACGGCCACACAAACGGGAAUCGAACCCAGAUAUCUCAUCUAAAUACUAAGCCUCUAAACCAUGCAAUGGUGUACAUAUCUAAUUUCACUUAAUUCGCGAUAUCACACAACCACCUUCUGUUGCAUUGUCUAAGACAAAAUAACUUCCUCAUACCCAACAUGGUUGGACUUGGCUAGUUGCACCCUCUUACUAGAACUCCUGGAAUUACAUCUAGAAAUAAAAGGUCACCAGUAAGCAUAGAAUUAUUUUUAGUAUGUCGAGGGGGACGGGAGCAGGUUUGUAGAGAUUCUUAAAUUUAGAUAGUUUACAUUUAUGACUAUGUUAAACUGAAAAUUUUGUUUCUUUCUAAUCGUCGCCGUUAUUGUGGUCACACUAAUACUUCUAAUCUACUAUUUGGUGGUUGCUGAAUUUUAGGCGCAUUAUGGUUGAUCGUUAUUGAGAGCGUGCGCGAGUCAGUGAUCGACAUUGAGUGAAUCAUAAAAGUUAUAUUUGUCAUUCAGAAAUACAAUAGACUGUUUUCAUGAUUUAUCCGUUAAAAAUUAUAGCAAUACAAACAAAUUGAAUUUGUUAAUCUGUGGAGGGAGUCAUCUCUCCCGCUCUAAACGCUCUCAUAUGACCACUGUCAAGAAAGUUCUAUUCACUGGCUUCUCACACCACGAGUGUUGUGUAUGAAAUUAAGAGGACGAAAAGCGAAUAUCUGGUCGGGGCCUGAACCUAUAUGAUAGGUAUGACGGAGGAUCCACCUGGGGGAGUUGGGAAACUCUGACUCCAAACCAUUAGUGCACAUGGGCGAUAUUUUAACUGGUGUAAAAGUGAGUUAGAAGAAAAAUAUGAACUACCAAAUCAAAGCAUCGCAUCAUUUUUCCAAGUUCUUGAAUUUUCGUUUCAGCUCAAUGUUGGUAGCUACAAACUACUGGCUGGUUUAAAGCGCUGAGUGACUUGGUUUGUAAUCUGUCACAAAGUCGUAGAUGCAUUCAACUUUCAUCGUCUUCUAAAUCCUUGAGUUGUAGUGUUCGUCCAUAUAUACCUUUUCGAAAUAUAUUCUCAACAUUUGUCUGUCUUACUAACGUUAUUAACCCUACAUGUGUUUCAAAUCCUUUGCCAUUCAUUAGGUAAAUGAUAUUUCGUGGUUGGAUGAUGUAGUUAGAAUGACACAUCUUUAUGUCAAGUUCUUCAUUGAUUACAACUGACUAUUUACCUAAAAACGUUUUCUUUUACCUCAGACUACCUAGUCAUAGUCAAUAGUUAGGGACUUGGGAUGACAUGGGUCAAAAUCGUUCACAGUAACGGGGGUGUAUUCUUUCAGAUCCUAUAUUUUCUUCACGAAUAGUAUCUUCGAUGUUUAAUCUUCUCUAUUUUCAUUCAUACUGUUCCUACCUCUGUUACCCCGGAAUUUACCCCAAUAAUUUCUUCUCACUAUGCAAAUGGGACGUUUCAAAUCUUGGACUGAUUUACAUUGCAUUUGACUGACUUUAUUUUACUGCAUUAAUUUUUACUAACCCUCAUAAAUGCAUAACACAUUUUGCUUGUAAUUAAUUGAAAUUAACUAAGCACUCUUUUUAUGUCACUAUUCCAUUCGACAUUGUUCAAUAGUACGUUAAUCAUGUUUAUUUUAUUGCCUUAGAAAUAAUAAUUCUGUAAUUAUACAACUUGAUAAGCUGAAUUAUUUUGUAUUUGUAGUUUUCCUCAUUAUCUACCACUAAAUUUGCCACUAUCAUGUUCAACUUGAAAAAAAAAGAAGAAAAAUAUUGUAGCAUUGAUACUGAAUGAUGAUACCUAUUCCGAUCAAAGACCGAUCCAGUGUUUAAUCAAUAUUUAUUAGUUCCAAUGGAUACAUUUCAUGUUUUUUUUCUUUCAGUACACAUGUGUUCUAUUUAUAUAGAUAUACUUUUUUUGUGUAUGGAAAAUAACAAAUAAGUUAUGAUACUAGACUAUACACUACCUUUUUUCUUCAUGCGUGUAUCUGUGUGUGACUUGUUUCAACGAUGAAUGUGUAACUGAUUUUUUUGUCUCUUUAUACCUCAUUUUGCUGUUAUCGCUGAAUAGAAGGCAUUUUUUUUUCUUGACAGGAUUAAUAAUUCGUAGUUUUUCUGUGAUUGUAAAACUUGUAGUGUGUGUGUGUGUGUGUGUGACUAGUUGAUAAGCUAUUUUAUCAAUAUCACAAGUUCCUACUACUACUUAUCCACGCUUGAUUAUAAAGAAGCUUAGUCGGUAUUACCAGAGCAAGAUUCACCAAUCAGAAUUCCAGAUUCAAAAUACUCUAUUCUAAGCAUAAUACUUUUUAUAUGGUCUAACGUACUAAUUUUUCACUAAUGACACCCUGCUGAGAUAACUCCACUUCUAUUGGUUUGAAACACAGUUUUUUCCUCUCUCUCUCUCUCGUAGUAGAUAAGCUCUUUUAUAUUUUUCACGCACUCAUAGGUUUAUAUACAUAACUUAUCAGACUACGAUACACCCCAAGUUAGGUAUCACACUUCACAUACAAUCAAGCCAUAUAUGAUGGAGAAUGGAACAAAAGUUGGAAAAUUAAUUAACGUUUAACAAUUGUUAAUUGAUUGGGGUCAUAAAUCGACCAAUGGUAGGCUGCCAUUGAGAACCUGGAGGCACAGUAAGGUCAUUGAAUGCCGGUUCAAUGGUCUAGAGGUUAAGCGUUCGCGCGCGAAACCAAGAGUUCUGAGUCCUAAUCCCACGUGUGGGAUCGUGGAUGUGCACUGCUAAGAUGUCACAUAUUAGGGUGAAAUAGCCAUCCAGUGCUUCCAGGUUUUCAAUGAUGGUAUAACAUUGAUCGAUUUAUGAUCUCAAUCAAAAGUCAUCAAUCUCCACAACUCUAUACUGAUAAUGCUUUUGGUUUCAGGUUUCAAACCAUUAAGUCGGCUAUGUGAUGAGGACGAAUGUUACUUCCCGUUGUUAUUGGUUUAAGGUUGCUUUGUAUAUGACAGGUUUAUCAAAUUUGAGUACAUGGAUUUUCGGUUCAAUGGUUGUAUGGUUAUGUUGAACUUUAACUUUUUAGAUUCGUAUAUCCAAUCUGUUACCGUAUGUGUAUAGUAGUCUCAGACUAGUUCAACAAAAUAGUUUCAGUAUAUUUAAUAUGUGACUAAUAGUGGAAACAAGUUCCUAACGGGUUUCGUCAACUGAGUGUACUUGUAUUAAUGUAAGUGUUUACGAUAAGACUCAUACUCAACACUUUACGCUUUAAGCACAAAUAUAUUAUCUACUGAACUAUCAAGCAUUGACCAGUAAGUUGUUCAACAAAUAUGAAGGUGUUAUUCUGAGCCUCCGAUUCCUUGUUAUUAUUAUUUGUAACCGUAAUUGAUCAGUCUAUGUUGAUAUCUAUUCAUCUUGAACAAGUUGACUCGAUAUUGUUAUUCAAUUACAACUUUACAUUAAAGUCGAUUAAUAGCUAAAUAUGAAUACCAACAUUACUUACUUACGAUUGUUACUCCCAAUAGAGCAUAGGCCGCCGACCAGCAUUCUCCAACCCACUCUGUCCUGGGCCUUCUUUUCUAGUUCCAUCCAAUUCUUGUUCAUUUUUCUCAUGUCUAUCUCCAUUUCCCGGCGUAAUGUUUUCUUUGGUCUUCCUCUUCUCCUUUGGCCUUGAGAAUUCCAUGUGAGGGCUUGUCUUGUGACGCAGUCGAGUGCUUUCCUCAAUGUGUGUCUUAUCCACUUCCAGCGCUUCUUCCUGAUUUCUACCUCUUCUGGGUUCUGGUUUGUUCUCUCCCACAGUUGGUUGUUGCUAAUAGUGUCUGGCCAACGGAUCCAAAGUAUUUUACGUAGACAACUGUUAAUGAACACCUGUAUUUUCUGGAUGAUGGCUUUUGUAGUUCUCCAGGUUUCUGCCCCAUACAGUAGAACUGUCUAGACAUUUGAAUACCAACAUACAUCUUAAUUCUUAGUUCCUUAACUAAUUUCAUUGUUGAUGAGAAUUACCGUGAAAAAAAGACUUUUUUCUUCACUAUUAUUCACCAUAAUUGUUGAUCUUUCUUUUUCUUCUUCUUCUUCUUCGACUUUCUUGUCAUAUGGGAAAUGUUCAUGGUUAUUACAUUUGGAAAGAAAUUUUCUAUUUAAUCUUAAUUAUACAAGUUAUUUUUAUCUUGAUGUAUU
This is a messenger RNA of Schistosoma haematobium, 11126 nucleotides long. RefSeq names its product mitotic spindle checkpoint protein Bub3, variant 2. Gene Ontology annotation, biological process: signal transduction. The coding region runs from base 3670 to 6942 and encodes 1090 amino acids. The record is from RefSeq and is a predicted model, not a curated record. Gene Ontology annotation, molecular function: protein binding. The transcript is spliced from 12 exons. Lineage: Eukaryota; Metazoa; Platyhelminthes; Trematoda; Strigeidida; Schistosomatidae.